AUGCUCCGAACAGUCAAACCUCGCAAUGCCCGCUCCAAGCGGGCUCUCGAGAAGCGCGAACCCAAGGCCAUCGAGAACCCAAAGACCUGCCUCUUCCUCCGGGGAACGACCUGCUCCCAGGUGACACAGGAUGCCCUGACCGAGCUUCACUCCAUGCGCCAGCCCCUGGCCAAGAAGUUCACCAAGAAGAACGCCAUCCACCCCUUCGAGGACCCCGCCUCGCUCGAGUUCUUCUCUGAGAAGAACGACACCAGCCUGCUCGUCUUCGGCUCCAGCAGCAAGAAGCGCCCGCACACCCUGACCCUCGUCCGCACCUUCGCCUUCAAGGUCUUCGACAUGCUCGAGCUCUCCCUCGACCCGGAGACCUUCCGCGGCCUGACGCAGUUCAAGACCAAGAAGUUCGCCGUCGGCCUGCGGCCCAUGCUCCUCUUCGCGGGCACCGCCUUCGAGAGCCCCGUCGCCAACGAGUUCACGCAGGCCAAGAGCUUCUUCGUCGACUUCUUCAAGGGCGAGCCCUCGGACAAGAUCGACGUCGAGGGCCUGCAGUACGUCGUCUCCAUCACCGCCGAGGAGACGGCCGGCGAGGGCGACGCCAAGCCCGCCAUCCACCUGCGCACCUACCUCAUCCGCACCAAGCGCAGCGGGCAGCGGCUCCCCCGCGUGGAGGUCGAGGAGAUGGGCCCCCGCAUGGACUUUCGUGUCGGUCGUUUCAGGGAGCCCGAUGAGGCCACGCGCAAGGAGGCCAUGAGGAAGGCCCGUGGAUUGGAGGAGAGGACCAAGAAGAACAUCACCACUGACUCAAUGGGUGACAAGCUUGGUCGCGUCCACGUUGGCAAGCAAGAUCUCAAGGACUUGCAGACAAGAAAGAUGAAGGGUCUGAAGAGGAGUAGGGACGAGGACAUUGAGGCAGAGAUCGAGGAAGAUGACACAAAGAGGAUACGUCAGUAA
Messenger RNA from Clonostachys solani, 948 nucleotides. Lineage: Eukaryota; Fungi; Ascomycota; Sordariomycetes; Hypocreales; Bionectriaceae. The record is from the annotation of a GenBank genome assembly.